UAUUGGCUGCUUAAAAGAAAGUGACUGAAGCCGAGACUUGGAGCGCGAACGGGAAAAGGGAUAUCGGAUUUUUGGAUAUCGGAACCCUAAGAGAGGUGCACGCAAUUGAAGGGCAGUUAGGGGGCGGGAAAUGUGGAGAGAGCUCGGCGGCCAAUGAGUGUACUCGUUAUUGAGGGCGUGGAGCUGCCCAAUGGGAGGGCGGGUUGUUGUGUUGCAGUUGGCCUGCCGCUGUGAGAGGCGGCGGUGGCGGCGGCUCCGGCUCCUAGAGCAGGAAGGGGACAGCGACGGUGACAGGUAAGCGCCUGCUGAACGGCCGGAAGACUCUGUGCCGCCGACACGGAUGGGUGGUUCCCUCUUUGGCCGAAUGAAAGAGAGCUCUCGGCGCUGGAGGGGCUGUAUGGAGGGAGAAGGUCGGGAAGCUCUAGGGGUCAGUCAGUCUAUCAGCUGUUUCCUAUCCUCUGGCUGCCCAGAAAAGAAGAGACAAGAGCUUCUGUAAUCAACAGUAGGAGACUGAGAGACUAUCUUAAAGUUCAACAAAUGUAUUCCAUACUUGAAAUCUGCUGCUUUCUUCUACCACCACCUCCUUUAGAGAUCUGAUUUCUUAAAAGGUUAAAAAGGACUUAAAGGUAUAAGAAGAUGCUGGGAUCUGAACGUGGUGUAGUGGAAGAAUGGUUAUCAGAAUUCAAGGCAUUACCUGAAACUCAGAUCACCAACUAUGCAGCAACUCUGCACAGGAAAAAAACACUGGUACCAGCUCUCUACAAAGUUAUUCAAGACUCAAAUAAUGAGCUCCUAGAGCCUGUCUGUCACCAGCUUUUUGAACUAUAUCGUAGUUCUGAGGUUCGGCUCAAGAGAUUCACUCUACAGUUCUUACCAGAAUUAAUAUGGGUUUAUUUACGACUUACUGUUAGUCGGGACAGACAAAGUAAUGGUUGCAUUGAAGCACUGCUACUAGGGAUCUAUAAUUUGGAAAUUGCUGAUAAAGAUGGAAAUAAUAAAGUGCUAUCUUUCACUAUACCUUCCUUAUCUAAGCCUUCAAUAUACCAUGAGCCCUCAACUAUUGGAUCCAUGGCCUUGACAGAGGGAGCACUGUGUCAGCAUGAUCUCAUUAGGGUAGUAUAUAGUGAUCUUCAUCCACAAAGGGAAACAUUUACUGCACAAAACAGGUUUGAGGUCCUGAGUUUUCUCAUGCUAUGCUACAAUUCAGCUAUUGUUUAUAUGCCUUCCUCCUCUUAUCAGGCAUUGUGCCGCAUGGGUUCCAGACUUUGCGUGAGUGGGUUUCCACGGCAAAAUGAAAAACACUGGAAAGAACCUUGUGGCCGAGUGGUAUUGGAUCCUGAAUUUAUGGUGCAGCUUCUGACAGGUGUCUAUUAUGCCAUAUAUAAUGGACAAUGGGAUCUUGGCCAAGAAGUACUGGAUGACAUAAUUUACAGAGCUCAACUAGAACUUUUCUCUCAACCAUUACUGGUUGCUAAUGCCAUGAAGAAUUCAUUACCAUUUGAUGCUCCUGAUUCUUCACAAGAAGGUCAGAAAGUACUUAAAGUAGAGGUCACACCCACAGUGCCAAGAAUUUCUCGGACUGCAAUCACAACUGCUUCAAUCCGACGUCAUAGAUGGAGGCGAGAAGAUGGCUUUGACUUCUCAAACGAGGCUGACUCGAGUAUUCCUGGCUCCCCGAUCCAACACGGCUCCACAGACGUAGGGAUCAAACGUGUGCGAGAGGGGGAGGUGCUGGUGCGCAGGACCCCUGAGCCUGGCUCGCCGGAGCCCACCUUGGCAGCAGCCACAACAGAGGGUGCUGAGGGUGUAAAUGGAGGAGAGGAGUCUGUGAACUUGAAUGAUGCAGAUGAAGGAUUUUCAUCAGGGGCUUCCCUCAGCAGUCAGCCAGUUGGGACCAAACCAUCAUCCUCUUCUCAGAGAGGAAGCUUAAGAAAAGUAGCAAGUGGGCGUUCAGCCAAGGAUAAAGAAACAGCUUCUGCCACCAAGUCCAGCGAGAGCCCUCGAGAGUCAGUAGUUCGUAAGCAGUAUACACAUCAACCAACUGAUCUUAGUGUAGAUUCCAUUGAGUUGACACCAAUGAAGAAACACCUGAGCCUACCCGCAGGGCAGGUGGUGCCAAAAGCUAAUAGCUUAAGUCUUAUCCGGACAGCCAGUGCUUCUUCAAGUAAAUCGUUUGACUAUGUGAAUGGCAGUCAAGCCAGUACAAGCAUUGGGGUUGGCAUUGAGGGAGUUACUAAUUUAGCAGGUAGCAAUGCCAAUCGAUUUUCAACUAUCAGCCUACAGGAAGACCGGCUAGGUCAAGCUGGGGAAAGUAAAGAUCUCCUUAGCCCAGGAACCCCCCUAACUAAGCAGUCUCGCUCCCCAAGCUUCAAUAUGCAGCUAAUAUCACAGGUGUAGUUUUGACACGUUCGACUUCUUCUCUUACUGCUUAUCUUUUAAAACCAAACAUUUCAUUGCGCAAGAAGAAACUUUAUCCCACAGUCUGAAACUACUGACCAUUGUAAUCAAAUCUGAUUCAGUUUAGGUAUCAUCAUACUGUAUUUUGUACUGAAACAGCAAUAAGAUUUUCUUUCUCUUCCUAUUAUUCCUCUCUGUCCCCCUAUCCUCACCCUAAAUGUGUUUGUGAAGCAGUAUAAAAUGUUUGCCUUUUCAUGCCUCCCUUUCUCCUUGGGUGAUGUGCAAUCCAUCAUCGUAGGCUGAUCGGUCCCAUUUCAACACUGUGAGACUGCAGAGACGUCAGAGGAAAUGGUGUAUGUGAUCCCUAUGAAGUGAUUCUUUGACUUUGUUAAGUAAUAGAAACGGGUUCUCUUAAUAUACAGGACUAUGAAAACUACUGGAUCGUAUUUUUUUUUCCCUCAAAACCAGGAGUGCCUCAGAGAUUCUACUGACUCCUUGGACUUCUCUGAGUUUGUGCAAUCUUUUGUUUGUUUCUUUUCUUUCUUUUUUAAUUUUUUUCAGAAGUAUGGGAAAAAAAGAUGGGAGAAAAUAGAUCAGACAUGGAUCCUGGCACUCUGCUGUUCUUAUAUAUUAAAAUGAGGGCAGCAGUUCUUUUCCCCCAACUUUUUUACUCUGAAAAGUUAAAACAGUCACUGAAACAUUCAAAUAAGUUUUAGUCUCCUCCAUUGCAGAGAAGGUUCUAAGUUUAUUGUGAAAAUGAUAAUGCACUUUUAAUGGCUUUAUAGCCAUAUUUAACGUAAUGUCUUCCCUCUUUCUUAGUAGGACAUAUAGGGUUAUUAUGUCAGUAAGUUAAAGUUUGAAACAAUAAGCAAGUCCAAGAAUCUGGAUGGGGUAUCCUAUUUCCUAGACAUGAUGAACAGUUUAUUCUUGUUUGUGAAUUGCUGAUGACUGAUUCAAACAAGUACAUAUUCAGGUAAAGAGAGGAAUUUCUCAAUUCAUCUUCAGUGAAGCCCUCUCAGCUGCUUUCUAGGUGUGCCUAAAUUCAGUCAAAUACUUUGGAUUAGGAAAUCUACAGUCCUGACAGAUUAUAUAUACUUCAUGGAGGUACAUCAGGGACAGAUAUUUGCUUGGGGGAAUCACUGAAGUUUCACUGUAAUACAUUUUUCUAAAAACUAUUUCCCUCCAGGGGAUAUCGCAAUGUUUUCUGCUAAAAGGACCACAUUGCCUAUUUAUUCAUCAGUCUACUGCAUUUGUGAGCAUGUUCAACAUUAUUUGAAAGUGGUUUCCUCAUCCUUUAGAAAAUUUUGAAAUCAUGUCAGUGGGCUAGACAUUAAAUAUGUGACUAGCUUUUCAAAAUUGUUAAGAGACUACAAAAAUAUAGCAUACAAAAUGUCAGUUCUGAUUUGAUUGGAGAAUCAUUUUAUUAGAUAUUACAUAGCAUCCCUGAAUCUUUGGCUCUGAUAAUUAAACUCCCAGGGACCACAUAUAUUGUCUUUAGAAAAUACACACAUACGCAUAACAAAAGUAUUGUUAUUAUACUUUCUUAGAAUCAUAUAAGUUUUCUUCACAUAAAACAGACCAGAAUUGAUGUUACAUAGUUUUUAGGCACUUUUCAUUGAUGCUGUGAAAAAAAUGUUUUGGGAAACUUCUAGAAAGAUUUUUCUCUUGAACAAAUCUAGAAAUUGAAAAUUUUUGGAAUUUGCUAAAUACAGGUACCAGAAAAGGACCCUAUUUCUUCCAUCUUUUAUGAAAAUCCUUUAUUUUGAUGGGAAAGGAUUUACUUUCAAACAAUUACUAGAAUAGUUGGAUUCUUAUUUCAAGAUAAUAUUCUGUAAUGUUUUCAGUUCAUAUUCAAAUUGGCAAAUUAGAACCCUAAACAUCUAUAACAUUGCCCAAGUCCAAAGAUAAGACAAGAGACUUUAGAUAUACACACAUCUAUAUAUGUAUAUACAGAAACGUGUGUAUAGUAUGUAUGUAUAGAUACAAAGAUCUCUCAAACAUAUUUUAAAUAAGCAUCAUUUAUUUUAAAAAUUGGUCCAUGAGAAAUGUCAGAGAAGUGAAAAAUAUCUAAUAUAAACAAGAAAGCAGAAUUCUGAUCAUAUUACAAAAAUUUUUAAAUAACAUGAAAGGAGAGGAGUACUUGUAGAUUACUGGAAGUAGAGGGUGAAUAUUUUGCAGAGACUUCUAACUUCUUUUAAGAGAGCAAAAAGUUGUUUUGUUUUGUUUUUUAAAUUCAGUAAUUCCACAAGCAUUUAUUGAGUACCUUCAAGCACAAAAUUACUAAUAUAAAUAGAAGUGUGAAAUGAUAAAUAGUACAAAAUUUCAAAACCCUUUUUUUCUUCAUCAAAAUCCAAGAUGUAUAUGUAAAGAUUAGUUUGGGGAUUUAUAUCUGUCUAUGUAUACUACAUUGUGCACAUACAUAUUUACUACACCCAUUAGAACUUCAUAAUCUUGAUGAACAAUUGUGUUUUCACUAUGUCCUUUUAUUUACUACAAUUUGACUCUAUAUUUGAAACAUUUCAUUGAAUUGAAACGAAAUAUUCAAGUAAUUAACUUUUUUUUUUUAAUAAAAUGGCAUUAUCAUUGAAUUGUCUAUUUAGGAAAAUGCCUUAUGGCUUCCAGUACAGGUUUUUGGAUGAUCAGAUUAUUUGUUGGCACUUUUUUCUUGAAGUAGUGCCUUUUUGUAUAUACAAUAGUUGGAUCUAUAGACAUUUGGAAAUCAUUUUUAUCAUAUAAUGAAUCAAUUCAUACUGGAUAAGCUAUUCAUAAUUUCCAUAAAGUGUCUUACAGAUCACUACAGAGACCUACUGUUAAAUGUGUCACCAAAAUUUGAACUGAGCCAAUCUAUGAUAAAGCUAUUAAGGAAUGAAAUGCCAAUUUUCUAUAAUAAUGUAGAUUUUUCAUUGAUGUUGUCCAUGUUGGAUCUAGAUUUGGCAAAGUGCCUGAAGGGAUAUGAAAUACACACACACACACACAUACACACACACGCACAUAUAUUUAGGGUAAGUUAUUUUAAGGCCAUGUUAAACAACUCUAUGACAAUAAAAAAAAGGAACUUGAUGAGAAGCAAAAUAAAGUAUACAAUGAAAAGUUGCCUUCUAGGGGUAAAUUAUAAAAAUUUUUGUUAAGAUAAGCUGCUUUUUGGUGGUGGUGGGAAGAUUUUAACUUGAAACGUUUGUUUUUCCUUUGCUUACUCUACUGUACAAUCAUGGGAUUUUAAAGCUAGAAGGACCUUGAAGAUUAUCUAGUCCAGCUGCCUCCUCCAUUUAUAGAUGAGGAAGCUGAAGCUCAAAGACAUAAAUUGGUUUGCCCAAUGUCACCCAGUUGGUGGAAGCUAGGACUAAGCCAAGGUCUCCUGUCUCCCAAGCUAUUUCUUUCUACUAUGCCAGGCACUUCUCAUUCUUUUACAGUAUUGUGGUAUAUAGCAUCAAGCACCCCAUUCCCUUCAGCUCCUUUAUCCUAUGGUAUGGUUCAACAUUUAAAGGAAAAGAUAUAUGCAAGCAAAAUGUAGAUUACAUCAUUUUUCCAUUUGUAGUUGAAUACUACAUACACAUAAGUGUUGGACAUGUAGGUAACUUUGUAUAUGUAUAGUCUAUACACAUACAGUAGUGUUAAUGCAUUAUCUCGUCAUAAUUUCUGCCACAUUAUACUGAUAUGCUUCCAUUUUGGCUAAUUUUUCUGAGGUUUUAUUUAAAAGUAAAGUAACUCCUUCUGAAAUGACUUAAUCAGUAUUUUUGUCAUCCAAAUUUUACAGAAGUACUAAAGUGGCAAAUUAAUUACAUGUCCAAUUGAAUAUCGCAAAAUAAGAAUAUUGAAUUUUCUGUUCUAGUCAUUUUUUUUACAUUUAAGAGAUUAUACUUAAUAUACUAUAAAUACAGGUUAAAUUUCCUUGUGUGAAUAGAGAGUUAGAUUUAUUGUAAAACUUCUGCUUCCUUAUUAUAACAGUAAACAUAUCGUAAAAAGUAAAUAUCUUCUUAAAUGUCUUGUAGCUGCAGUAGUUUCAGAUAAUUAAGCUUGACAUUUCCAAUCUGAAUUUUCAAAUUCUACUCAUAAGCUUUAAAAUGAAUCAUCUGCUUGAUAACAUUAGAAAAAUGAGAAUAAAAAUUUUUCUGAUUUGUUUAAUUUGCACUAUUUUUUUAAUAUUAGGAUAAAGUAGUGUUUUUCUUUUCCCCACCACUUGAAGUUUGUAUGUGUCCUUUGAUUAUGUUUUACAGUCCAAUUCUGUCAGCUAAUUCUAUGUUCAUUUGUAAAUAGAAAAAAAUUCCAAGAUUAAGUGCAGUAGCCCAUUGCUAAGCAGUGGCAAGUAGGAUCAUUCCCAUUUUUCCCCCAAUAUUGUAAAGUAUGUGUUUACUUGUGUAUUUGAAAAUCAGUAUUUCAUUUCUGAAUUUUUUUGAGGAAAAAACAUAUAUUUAAUAAGUCAUAGCUAAGGAAUGAAUCAGGAAAUUCCAUGUAGAUUUUAGAGCUUUUUUAUUUUAAGGUUAUAGUAGUCUACUUGCAGAAUUUUGUUGCUUUUGUUUCAUUUUGACUUUUUUCUUUCAUCUUUUGAGAUAGUUGGUUGUUAUACUGUUUUAGAGUAUUAAUUCAUUUCAGACAUGUAUUUGUAAUGAUUAAUUUGAAGUUUUCUUUAAAGAUACAUAUUCUUAAGAAAGAAUUAUUUUGGAAAACAAAUAAAAAAUUGCUCUUACUAAAUAGCUUAAACUCUUCCCUAGAAUCAGUCAGAUCACAGAACAGUAAAACUGAGUUAAUGUUCCUAAUGAAAUCUUAAGUUGUCAUCUAAGUUGGUACAAUUAAUUAGUCUUUGCCAAAAUUGUCACAUUGAUGAUAGAUCUACAUAUAGUUCAAGGAAUGAAUAACAGAUCAUUCUAAGUCACUAGUCACUAUCCCUGCUAUUUGAGAAUAUUCAUUUUAAACCAGACCACAUGAUAUUUGACAUAUUCAGUGUUUUUAUUUUAGAAAUAUCCUGGUUUCCACAGUUUUGUCUUUUAGUUAAGUUGUCUAGGAACAAUAAACUGCAAAACAUUAUGGCAACUCAUAAAGCUGAUUCUGUGUGAAAUAAUAGGUAUUGUAGAGCAGAAAAUGACUUAAUAUUUUUUUGCUUCUGAAUUUGAAAAAUGUAUUAGUACUGUUUACACUUGGUAUGAUGUAGAUAAAUUCUUGAAAGUAUACUAUGAUGUUGAAUAUGACUCUUAUAAAAGAACAGUAUGUAAAAAUAAGUGUAGCUGGGCUGAUAGCAAUGAGAUUGCCUAACAUUUAAUUUAUUUAUUAUCAAAGGUUUCAAUGUAGGGGACCCUCUUGAAUAAUUUUUCCAAAAGAAAUAAACUUAAUUGGCACUUGAUUCUCAUUUAGAAAACUGAUUUCAAGUCUGGGUUGCAGUAUUUGUAGGUCUUUAGUUCAAUGUUGCCUGUAAUAUCUAGGAUAAUAAAUUAUGUCUUCCCUGAUUUCAUUAUUUUACCAAAGAAAUUUACAAACCAAAUAUUAUUUUUAAAUUAUCUGAGAUUUUUAUAAUUUGUCCUCCCUUGUUUUUUAAUGUGGAAAAAAAUUAAACAAUAGGUUCUUUGAAAAGUAGAUUACCUAUAUACACUUGGGAAUCUGAGUAGAAUUCUUAGAGGUUUCCAUUCUUUAUCUGAAAUAAGUUAAAUUUUGUUGUUAUUCUGAUGGUAAUUUCUGUUAACAAAAUAUACAAAACAGAAGGUCUAGUUGUGUAUAUUAAACACCUUAAAGAAUUAGAAAUUAGAAAUAUUUUUCAUUAGAAUCAUAGAAGGAAAAGCCAUUUUCAACAAAAGUUAACAAAUACAUAUAAGAUCACACAUGAUUUCUUAAUGAGGACCCUUUUUUCAUGGCACAUUGUAGUGUGACAUGCUUUCUACAUCUCUUCACCAAUUUAAGUAGAUUAAAUAUCCUACAAUAUGCCAGUAUUGAAUAGGACAAUUCAAAUAUCAAUAAGUCAUCCUCAGAAUGAGAGUUGGAAAGGUAGAGUGGAUGAGAGCCUUAGGGACUGGAGAACUGUGUAGCCCUAGGCAAAUCAUAUUGCUCCAGGCAACUCACUACAAUUAAGUUAGGGACAUAAUGGUUCAUCAGCAUCUUCAAAGGUUUUCAUACUUCAUCAUUACACUGAUGAAAUCAGAUCUGGACCAAAAAACACCUUAUAACAUGUAACAUGCCAUAAGAAAGUCACAGAAAUGGACCUCUUUAAAUUAGCACUCUCAAACAUUUCUGCUAGAUUUGCUUGUGGCGUAUGGGAAAUGUUAUUAGUAAAAUGGGGUUAUAUCUUCACCUAUAAUCUAUAUGAGUAAUUACUGAGGAUUUUUCUUUGCAGUUAUCUUGGGCUAAGAACUAUUUGAAUAUAUAUGUGAAAUGAGUUUAUUGGGAGUGUUACUCCUAAAUAUGCCAUUUUAAAUUUUGCCAUUUUAUUAAGAAAUGUGAUUAAGCUAAGAGAAUAAUAAGAUGUUUUACUCAGUCACUUCAGCAUACUGUUUUUCCUUAACAGAAAAAUUAGAAAAAUAAUUGAUGUUUUGGUUAAUUUAACCAGACCGUUUUGAAAACUAUAAAUAGAUUUGUUUUCUAAACAUUAGGAGGGUGGUUUUUUUUUUUAAGUUUUAUUAAGAAAACUGUACUGAGAGGUAUGCCCCCCCCACGUGAUUUUUAACAUUUGUAAUAAAUUCAUAUACUUUACAAUGAAUCUUUUUGAUUCUUAUCCUUGAAAUUAUACUGGAUUUACAUUCAGUUUGACUAGCUAAGAGACACAAUCUUUAAUGGUUAAAAGAUUAUUUUCAUACUUUUUUCUCAUGCUAGUUUGGCUCUUCUGAGCUAAGGUUUCUGAAAGACUCUUAUGACUUUGGCAUUGUAUAGUCUUUUCUGUCUUAAUAGAAAAGGAAGCAUUAAAUAAACCUUUGCUGAGAAUAUGUUUAUUAGAUGAAAAGAUGUAGACUAUGUAAAACAAAUCUUAUUUUUCACCAGCAUUAAACCGAAGAUUGCAUGCACUAGGCUGCCCAAGUGUUCAAGAUUUAUUGCUGGUGAAAAUUUAAAUAAGUAUGUAAAAAACAAGAUCUCUACUGUGUGAUGUCCCUUAACCUAGGACCAGUAAAAAUCUUCAUUUUUUUAGAGCUAAGGGUGACACACACAUUGAAGAUCAUGUGCAUGUAAGCCAUUAUUUUAAUAACUGUCUUACUAAAAACUGGUUAAUGCUAUUGACUGUUGUUGAAAUGUGAAAUAUAUUUACUGUUGACUUUGUAAAUAUCAGCCAGAGAUGAAAAAAAUAUUUUAAGUCAUUGUAAAUAAAGAUGUAAAAAAUUCAUUAUCAGUCUGCCAAGCAGAAAAGAAUACCUAAAAAUGUUAAAUAAAUAUUGUGUUUCUGGAUAGCCGUGUACCUUUUUUCUAAAUAAACCAUAUUUAUGUA
Monodelphis domestica (gray short-tailed opossum) is the source of this 9793-nucleotide messenger RNA. RefSeq names its product hyccin PI4KA lipid kinase complex subunit 2 (gene HYCC2). Lineage: Eukaryota; Metazoa; Chordata; Mammalia; Didelphimorphia; Didelphidae. The record is from RefSeq and is a predicted model, not a curated record. Gene Ontology annotation, cellular component: plasma membrane. Gene Ontology annotation, biological process: phosphatidylinositol phosphate biosynthetic process; protein localization to plasma membrane.